CAAGGUUCUCAAGAUAGAGAUACAACUAAUAAUUGCAGCUUAUAGCAUAGACCAAUAUAGGAACUAGGAAGCAUUUAUUUGAUUAACUACUAUUUGGUGCUGUGGAAUGGAGCUGAUAAACUUGCUGUUCUCAUUGAUCCUUUCCUUGUUAGUGUUAUCAGUUCUCUUGUUGUUGUAUCUAACUCGUUCUCCUAAAGCAUUGGAAGGAAUCCCUGGCAGCCUUGGUUGGCCAAUUGUGGGAGAGAGUUUCUCAUUCUUCUCUGACUUUUCUAGUCCCUCUGGAAUAUCUAACUUCAUGAGCAAGAGGCAAAAAAGAUAUGGAAAGGUUUUCAAGACAUUUAUACUGGGGAGGUUCACUGUCUUCAUGACUGGGAGAGAAGCAAGUAAGAUAUUGUUAACUGGCAAGGAUGGAAUUGUGACUUUGAAUCUGUUUUACACUGGCCAGCAAGUUCUGGGCCCCACCAGUUUGCUGCAAACCACUGGAGAGGCACACAAAAGGCUAAGAAGGCUGAUUGGUGAACCUUUAUCAAUUGAUGGCCUGAAAAAAUAUUUCCAUUUUAUCAAUACUCAGGCAAUGGAAACAUUGGAUCAAUGGGAACGAAGGAAAGUCCUGGUUCUUGAGGAGGCUUCCACAUUUACUCUAAAAGUGAUUGGACAUAUGAUCAUGAGUUUAGACCCUUCUGGGGAAGAACAAGAAAAGUUCAGGUCAAAUUUUAAGAUUAUUUCUUCAUCAUUUUCCUCAUUUCCAUUAAAACUUCCGGGGACAGCUUUCCAUCACGGUAUCAAGGCUCGGGAUAGGAUGUAUGAGAUGUUAGAUUCUACAAUUUCGAGAAGGAGAAGUGGCCAAGAAUUUCAACAGGAUUUCUUAGGAUCCUUAGUUAUGAAACACCGAAAAGAAGAUGGAGAAGAAGAUGAAAAUAAACUCACAGAUCAACAAUUGAAGGAUAAUAUACUAACUCUACUGGUUGCAGGCCAUGAUACCACAACUGCUGCUCUUACUUGGCUCAUCAAAUUUCUGGAUGAAAAUCCAAUUGUUUUGGAAAAAUUGAGAGAGGAACACAGACGAAUUAUUGAAAACAGAAAGAGUGGAACAAAUCUUACAUGGUCUGAAGUUAAUAACAUGUCUUACACAGCCAAAGUGAUUAGUGAAACUCUUCGUAGAGCCACAAUACUACCUUGGUUUUCAAGAAAGGCAUCCCAGGAUUUUGAAAUUGAUGGUUAUAAAGUUAGAAAAGGUUGGUCCAUCAACCUAGAUGUUGUUUCUAUCCACCAUGACCCAGAAGUUUUCUCAGAUCCUGAAAAGUUUGAUCCCUCUAGAUUUGAUGAACCCUUGAGGCCUUUCAGCUUUCUUGGAUUUGGUAGUGGACCACGUAUGUGUCCUGGAAUGAACCUUGCCAAGCUUGAAAUCAGUGUCUUCAUCCAUCACCUUAUCAACAAAUACACGUGGAGGACUCUGGAGGAAGAAAAUUCUGUUCAACCAACAGUUGUAAGGAUGCCAAAGAACAAGUAUCCUAUUAUAGUUGAGGCACUAAAGAGCAAUGAGUAAAUUACAUUGACAUCUCGUGAGGAUUCAUUAAACUUUGCUCUAUAUAUAUAUACAAGGGAUCGAGGUUGCUGAAAACAUUAAAAUAAAGAGAUUAUAUGCAGUUUCAGAAAACUUGAGGAAAUCUCUUGUAUAUGAACAUAAUAAUAUCAAACCCCCUUCGACUCUCCCACUGUCUUGAGUAUUUUGAUAACAGUCAAUUCGAUCAGAGGAGUUUCAUCAAUGGAUAGGUCCUCGCACAUGGUGCUUAAGCAUACUGAAGAGUACCUCAGACAGUGUCUGUGUUAGCAACUGUUGUUUAAUUGUGACGCUUAGACAGCGCUCGCUUAAACAAGUAUUGUAAAAAAAUUAGCCUAUAUCAGCUAUUAACCAACGCUUAUUUGUAAUUCUAUUAUUGUCAUAUUUCAAAGGACCAAGUCUAGUUAAUUAUUACCAAAUGCUACAUUACUGACGGCUAAGUUACAGUUUCAGUAAAAAAACAAAAAGAGAGGGCUAAGUUAGAUUUACACAAUUCAACUUUUUAUACUUUUUUUUUGUGAUUUCAAUUUUUUUUUAUACUUUGUUACUUGCUUAGCCUUGAAUAUUUC
Glycine soja is the source of this 2130-nucleotide messenger RNA. Its product is annotated as abscisic acid 8'-hydroxylase 3-like. Gene Ontology annotation, molecular function: oxidoreductase activity, acting on paired donors, with incorporation or reduction of molecular oxygen; iron ion binding; heme binding. Lineage: Eukaryota; Viridiplantae; Streptophyta; Magnoliopsida; Fabales; Fabaceae. Bases 107 to 1546 code for a protein of 479 amino acids. Gene Ontology annotation, biological process: brassinosteroid homeostasis; sterol metabolic process; multicellular organism development. The record is from RefSeq and is a predicted model, not a curated record. The transcript has 9 exons.